GUACUGACUCCUCUAAAGAGAGAGACAAUUAGAGCUGAUCAGAAACAGCUGUGGCACCUGCAAGACUUAAAACCUGACAUGUAGCACAGCUGGUAGCAUUUUCUCUUGCUGACUGACUGAAAUGGCUGCUGUGCAGGCCUCGCUUAUUGUUGUCUUGACUGUUUGGCUUGCCAAAGGUUCUCUUAUGGGUGCUGGUGGGAAACCAUGUGGUCAAGGGAUGCAGAUGGGAAUGAACGAUAAGUCCAUGCCAGAGGCUAAGGAAGUACAACUGGAAACCAAUGAAGUUGAUGCAUCAGCUGAACACAUGAAACAUGCACAGAAGGCCCUUAAUAGACCUCAAGGACUCAGAAAUGAGAAAAAUGACCAUCAACGGAGAGCUGGCGACCAUGUGAACAGCGACAACCUGACGGCGGGCGACCAUGUGCACGUGCACUGCAACAACCUGACGGCGAGUGACAACCUGACGGCGGGCGACCAUGUGCACGUGCACGGCAACAACCUGACGGCGGGCGACAACCUGCACGUGCAGGGCGACCAUGUGCACGUGCAGGGCGACAACCUGACGGCGGGCGACCAUGUGCACGUGCAGGGCGACAACCUGACGGCGGGCGACCAUGUGCACGUGCAGGGCGACAACCUGACGGCGGGCGACCAUGUGCAUGUGCACUGCAACAACCUGACGGCGGGCGACCAUGUGCACGUGCAGGGCGACAACCUGACGGCGAGCGACAACCUGACGGCGGGCGACCAUGUGCACGUGCAGGGCGACAACCUGACGGCGGGCGACCAUGUGCACGUGCAGGGCGACAACCUGACGGCGGGCGACCAUGUGCACGUGCAGGGCGACAACCUGACGGCGAGCGACAACCUGACGGUGGGCGACCAUGUGCACGUGCAGGGCGACAACCUGACGGCGAGCGACAACCUGACGGCGGGCGACCAUGUGCACGUGCAGGGCGACAACCUGACGGCGAGCGACAACCUGACGGCGGGCGACCAUGUGCACGUGCAGGGCGACAACCUGACGGCGGGCGACCAUGUGCACGUGCAGGGCGACAACCUGACGGCGAGCGACAACCUGACGGCGGGCGACCACGUGCACGUGCAGGGCGACAACCUGACGGCGAGCGACAACCUGACGGCGGGCGACCACGUGCACGUGCUGGGCUACAACCUGACGGCGGGCGACCAUGUGCACGUGCACGAGCGACAACCUGACGGCGGGCGACCAUGUGCACGUGCACGGCGACCACCUGACGGCGAGCGACCCAAAGCUCCUUGCUGAUUGGGCUUCACGCAACACUGCAGCUAACGACAACCUAGAAACUUUAAUACAGCUGUUCAAGAAGCUACGCAGAGGGCACCUGUAGGUGCUACAGCAGCUGUGGUUAAAGCAAGCAGGUUGUUUGGAACUGCGUUUUAAGUAGAGAUUUACAUUUGAAGAACCAUGCAAUUGUUAAUUUUGCAUUCUACAUGUACCGGUUUAAUCUGCUUCAAAUAAAACCCUUGAUUAACUGA
Dicentrarchus labrax (European seabass) is the source of this 1518-nucleotide messenger RNA. RefSeq lists its product as uncharacterized. The transcript has 7 exons. The record is from RefSeq and is a predicted model, not a curated record. The coding region runs from base 122 to 1285 and encodes 387 amino acids. Lineage: Eukaryota; Metazoa; Chordata; Actinopteri; Moronidae.